Molecule: messenger RNA, 395 nt
Organism: Morone saxatilis (striped sea-bass)
Lineage: Eukaryota; Metazoa; Chordata; Actinopteri; Moronidae
Product: peroxisomal sarcosine oxidase-like
Exons: 2
Coding region: 17-280 (87 amino acids)
Cellular component (GO): peroxisome
Molecular function (GO): flavin adenine dinucleotide binding; sarcosine oxidase activity; L-pipecolate oxidase activity
Source: RefSeq, a predicted model, not a curated record
GCAGAUAUGCUACCACAUGGGCAGUGAGACAGACCCAAACCGGAGGGACAAGCAGACAGACCGGUCCGAUAUCGACAUCCUCCAGCGCUAUGUCGCCCGCUGUUUACCUGGCCUGAUCCCUGAACCUGCUGUGGUGGAGAGCUGCAUGUACACGCUAACGCCUGACCGUCACUUUGUGCUGGACUGCCACCCCAACUACAGUAACAUUGUGAUUGGAGCCGGAUUCUCUGGUAAUACAACACGAAACAUCUCAAACCAAUUCAAACAAAAUCAGGGAUGAUGUGUGUGAUCCCACGUUUAUUGUAGCCACUUGCCAACUAAUUCAAUUCAAUUCAAUUCAAUUUUAUUUGUAUAGCGCCAAUUCAUAACAGAAGUUAUCUUCAGGACACUUUUCA